CUAACUUUGUUUACCUCCUGACGAUAAGUUUUCUCUGUUGGCUAUAUAUACCUUGCUUGGUUACAGAAUUUUAACAGUUUCAUAACCAAGGUGCUCGAAAAAGUGUCACUAAAAUGCUGGAAAGUUCUCACUGGAAAUUCUGCAAGGUCUCAGGUCUUGAUCUGCUUUCGAAAGGUCUCAUGAAGUACUGGGAAGAGAUUAGCAAUAGCUAAAUACUGGCCACUGAGUUUAUGUAAAAAAAGUCUAUUCUAAGAAGUUGAAAAGGAGUGACUUACUUACUGCUAAUGAGAUACGACUCCCUUUAACGCAAAGUAUAAUUUUUUGUGGAUUUGAACUUUCACCCAGAUCAAAGAAACUGCCAGAAAAAAAAGAUUCGCGCAAUAUGUAUUUCGAAAUGUGAAGUUUUAACAUUUUGUUUCGACCCUUUUAAUCCAUUUUAAAUGCAGGUUUUUGCAGCUAGCUAUAGAAAACAAUUUGCAUUAAUUGUAAAGAAACUCUGAUGACACUUCAGUCGGCAGAUGUUUUCCUAUGAGCUGGAAACUAAAAAAUAGUUAUUUGACAUAAAUUCACCAAGCAGCUGUUGUUCCACAGUCGUCUAGACUUAAUUUAAUCAUUCUGGAAGAAAAACAACAUAAAUUAUUAUGUUUUUUUUUUUAAAUAUUCCUGAACAUUUUUAUCAGGUUUUUUGAAAUUCUUUUUAAUUACGGUUAUUCCAUUUAAAAGUGUUGAAGCAACACUUUUCGUGCAAACGCUAGGUUACAACUAAAAGCACAACAAUGGCUCAGACAGAACACACGGGUUACAGCAAGUACGUCUGAUCUGGUACAGUGUAGCCCGACACAGUAUAUAUUCCGCGGAUAUGUCAUCGUCCAUCAACUCUUCCGCAGGUCCUUACGGCGACAAGGACUUACCUGUAUACAAAGAUAUACCAAUUGCAUUCUGGGUAUUUCUGUCUGUAGAGACCGUUGUUAUUGUAAUCGCCAAUGCGAUGUUGUGUUGGUUAUUUCUAAACAAUCGACAACUACGCUCGUAUCAAAACUAUUUUGUACUCUCACUGAGCGUCAGUGAUCUUUUAGUUGGGUUAACAAUAGCGCCAUGUGAAUAUUGCGCCCUGUUAAACCGCCCACCACAAGACUGCCCGCUGUUUUGUGGAAGCGUGGUUAGUUUUAAUAUGCUAGCUUCGACAAUCAACUUAGUUUUAAUAGCUGGCGAUCGAUAUUAUUCGAUAAAGAAACCGUUUCGCUAUCAAGAAGUGAUGUCCAGGAGGCGAGCUAUAUUUGUUAUCACCUUAGGAUGGAUCACCACCCUUUUUAUGACUCUUCUUCCCUUCACUUGGAGUUUGAGUACAUCCAUAGACCCAAAAGUGGGGGUUAAAAUCAACCUUUAUUUCUCGGAAGCAUUAUUUGCUUUAGUAUUCUUGAUUGGUGUCCUACUCGGUAUAAUCUAUUAUACUAUCGUAAAAUUGAUUCAAGAAAAGCUUCGCACUUCAAACGAAAAAUCGUCAAAUCCUGCUGGCAUAAAAGUGUGCAUUAUGGUAGCAAUAAGUUUCUUUUUGUGUUGGAUACCAACCUGCAUUGUGGAGCUACUGGUGCAAUACAAUGUGAAUCUACCACACCAAGUCGUUAAUGCGUCCUAUUCGAUCAUGCUUAUUAAUCCCUGUCUGGAUCCUAUUAUGUACGCGUAUUACAGACGUGAUUUCCGACGUGAAUUAGCGUCAUGGCGACAACGUCAAUGGAAGAGUAUUAAAAUAUGUUACAACAGGUUGACGCAGAAACCGUACAUGAGAAAAGAAAGCUUUUUUGGCACGACAGACGACUCAAAUAACAAUUACUUCAAGGUGAAAAGUCUUAUAAGGAAAAGUGCUGCUAACGGCGCUUCGGUAUGCUUAACGACGUCUUUUGAAACGUCAACUAUUGUGAUGGAUAAAGUGACGGUGUUGUGAAUAGCAAUAAUGUUAUCUCAUAUAUUUCUGUAGAAAUUAUUAUUUUGAUACUCCAAUAUAAGUAUUUAUUCCGGUCUGUAUCUAGCUGUUUGAAGAAAUAAAAUUAACUUAGACAAAA
Molecule: messenger RNA, 2060 nt
Organism: Hydractinia symbiolongicarpus
Lineage: Eukaryota; Metazoa; Cnidaria; Hydrozoa; Anthoathecata; Hydractiniidae
Product: adenosine receptor A3-like
Exons: 2
Coding region: 860-1942 (360 amino acids)
Biological process (GO): G protein-coupled receptor signaling pathway
Cellular component (GO): membrane
Molecular function (GO): G protein-coupled receptor activity
Source: RefSeq, a predicted model, not a curated record